Osmia bicornis bicornis is the source of this 7428-nucleotide messenger RNA. RefSeq names its product phospholipid-transporting ATPase ID (gene ATP8B). Gene Ontology annotation, biological process: Golgi organization; phospholipid translocation. NCBI's taxonomy places the organism in Eukaryota, Metazoa, Arthropoda, Insecta, Hymenoptera, Megachilidae. The coding region runs from base 1056 to 6023 and encodes 1655 amino acids. The record is from RefSeq and is a predicted model, not a curated record. Gene Ontology annotation, cellular component: plasma membrane. Gene Ontology annotation, molecular function: magnesium ion binding; ATP hydrolysis activity; ATP binding. The transcript is spliced from 16 exons.
AGCUUCCGACCGGACGGCCUUUCUGAUCGGUGCCCACGUUGAAACGGUUUACUCCUUUCGCGGAACACGAGGUUCUUCUCUACCGUAUCGCGACGCGGAGUUGCACUCUUCGAGUAUACUCUCCUAUCGAAGCGAGUUCGUUCGUUCGUCCAAUAACCCGUUCGAUAACUUAUACGUAUACAUACUUCAAGUUUGAUCAAGUGCCUCUCUUUCUACAGCAAGUAGAUCCGUACCGUGACGCCUAGUGCCUACGUUAGCCAUUCUUGCACUUUUCUAAAAGCACGAAUUCCUUCGUGAACGCCGGGGUCAGCGAGGAAAACGAAACGGUUGCCUCCAGCCACUGGGAUUAAUCACGAUCGGUGAACAAUUAAAAUUGAACCAAAGGUCAAUUAUGGUCUAUGGACAUUUACCUCGUUCAUAACGCGGCGAACGUCGUGGAUGUUGCGCGAGUUGGAAACGCGUCGACAUUCGUACACAAAAGUUUCGAGGGUAAGAUUGUUUCGAAAGUCGCGGCGAUUUCGUUUCUGCCCGACACCUUGAAUCUUCGGAGCGAAGGUGGUCGAUCGCUGUGAAGGAUUUCUCGCAACCUUGACCCACUGGGACCAAUUCGCCGUUACAAGUCGCAUCGAAUGAACAAUGCCUUGAUCGGAAGCCCUACAGAAGAGGCUACCUGUGACCAAUGAACGAACACUGUUUUAUUAUCUGGUGAGAUGGUGGAGUGGUGAUCGAACAAGUACAUAUCGAGUGUUUCCAAGAUUUUCCUAUUCCUGGUGACGUUUCUCGUGAUCGUCGAUCGAUCCUCCGUUUUGGAUAGAAUUAUUAACGACGACGCGUGGAAGAAUCAGAUGAAACUUUUGCUAUGCUCAAACAUGACUCCUGCUGCUCUUCAAGCGUGUACUCGCGAAAGUCUGCGCGGGAGGGGGUAGGUGAUAAUUGGAGGCGAACGGGAGGGGUGUUUUCGGACACCAAAAGCUGGGGCACCCUAACGAGGAGGUCCUGGAGGAGGAGGUGGGUCAUAGGAGAGAGGAAAGAAAGGAGGUGACCAUCUACCCCACAUGGACGCCACCCCCAAAGGACCCCCCGUACCCCCCACACCGGAUAUCCUGUCACCAUUAUUUAGCCGCAGAAUAUCCGACCUGAACGUAAGGGUGUCCUUAGAUGCCCUGCAUCGUCGUCAACGUUGCCGUCGAAUAUCGAGACAUCCGUUUCUUGAUGCUCCUCAUACGACGGGAGCGUCUGUCCAUCCGUCAUCGUCAUCUUACACGUGCCUCGAUGAUCUCUCUCCUAAAUUGAAACGAUCAACGAUCCUCUAUUCACACGAUUCUGAUAACAAUCAACCUGUUCGGCCACGGAAGUUGGCCAUCAUCCAGAUCAAUAGAGGAGCAUCGAUCUUAACGUCCAAGAGAACUAGCCGUUCUUGGUGUUUAUUGAUAAGGACCAUCGUCUUCGAGACGAGAACAAAGAGGACCAGGACCAACCUAGAGAAACUUAACACAUUAUUUUCAUCGACUGGAGAUAAAGCGUUUUUUACCCUGUUUUAUAUACCACGAAGAUCGAGGAGAAGCCGUAGUACGUUUCAUGCAUUUUAUACGAUAUCGAUCGCGAAACAUCGUCGAGCCGAUCAAGUACUUUUAAGAAGCGGAAUUAUUUCUGCGAAACAUAUCUACAGACUCCGUCCAAAAGCGCCUAACUUCGAGCUGCAGCCUAACAGACCACGCAAACAAUGUCGCGCAGCGCUGCCACGCGACCUAUGCAAGGUGAAGGACUGCGACGAGGACGACAAGGUCUCGGUGGCGUGUACGACAACGAAAUCGGACGCGGAAGAUAGCCGGAAGGGAUCGGCCACUGCGGCAUCGGUGUGCAAUGAGGAAGAAAACGGCGGUACACGGCGAAAGAAGAAGAAACGUCGGAAAACACGGAAGAAACAACAGCUGCAGUUGCAGCAGCUACCACCUCUGGAUGUGUCCGGUGACGGUCCAGAAGCGCACACCGUGCUGAACUUACCCUCGUCCUCGGACGAGGUCGAAGCGGUUGGUGAAUGCUCGAAAAGAGACUCGUCCAGCAGCUUGGGUGGUGCCAGUAGGCACAACACCCUUCGAGAAUCUUUGCUCACGGUGUUGGGUAAGCUGGUGAUCUGGAAGGGCACAAGAUACCGUUCAGCCACCGCAGCUUCCUCAUCGUCCUCGGCGCCACCCAAUUCACCGCCUGCUACCGAGUGUAUCGGCCGUAGCACAUCCUUUUUUACGAACGAAACGGAGAGGAGAAUUCGCGCCAAUAACCGCGAGUACAACUCACAGUUUAAUUAUGCGAACAAUUACAUCAAGACGUCCAAGUAUUCGGUUCUGACGUUCCUACCAUUAAACUUGUUCGAGCAAUUUCAGCGGCUCGCUAACUUUUACUUCCUAUGCCUGCUGGUGCUUCAGAUGAUCCCCGCUAUCUCCUCCUUGACCCCCAUCACUACCGCCAUACCCCUUAUAGGGGUGCUCAUGCUCACUGCCGUCAAAGAUGCCUACGACGAUUUUCAACGGCACAGCAGCGAUUCGCAGGUGAACAAUCGAAAAUCUCAAACACUGCGAGGAACUAGUCUACGCGAAGAGAAAUGGUCGCAAGUGCAAGUAGGUGAUGUGAUCAGAAUGGAAAAUGAUCAGUUUGUUGCAGCCGACGUCCUUCUUUUAUCUACUAGUGAGCCAAAUGGUCUUUGUUACAUUGAAACCGCGGAAUUAGAUGGGGAGACAAAUUUAAAGUGUCGGCAGUGUUUGGCUGAGACUGCUGAGAUGAUGGAUAACCAUGAAUUGGUCGGUCAAUUUGAUGGAGAGAUUGUUUGCGAGACUCCUAAUAAUCUGUUAAAUAAAUUCGAUGGUAAUCUUACGUGGAAGGGACGAAAAUACAUAUUGGACAACGAUAAAAUUAUAUUACGGGGUUGCGUGCUUAGAAACACGCAAUGGUGCUAUGGUGUGGUCAUCUUUGCAGGCAAGGAUACCAAAUUGAUGCAAAACUCAGGGAAGACAAAAUUUAAAAGGACCUCUAUAGAUAGGCUGCUGAAUCUUCUCAUCAUUGGGAUAGUGUUCUUUUUACUUUCAAUGUGUUUAUUCUGUAUGAUCGGCUGUGGUAUUUGGGAGAGUCUUGUAGGCCGUUAUUUCCAAGUGUAUCUGCCAUGGGACUCGUUGGUGCCUAGCGAGCCUAUGGGUGGUGCCACAGUGAUCGCGCUACUUGUGUUCUUCUCUUAUGCUAUCGUAUUGAACACAGUGGUGCCAAUAAGUUUGUAUGUGAGUGUCGAAGUAAUCAGAUUCGUUCAAUCGUUUUUGAUUAAUUGGGACGAAGAAAUGUAUUAUGCACCAACGAAUACACACGCUAAAGCAAGGACUACUACGUUAAACGAGGAGUUGGGGCAAAUAGAGUAUAUAUUUUCCGAUAAGACCGGAACAUUGACGCAAAACAUUAUGACAUUUAACAAGUGUUCUAUAGCAGGAAAGUGUUAUGGAGAUGUUAUCGAUGAAGUUACCGGGGAAGUCGUCGAUUUAACCGAGACGGACAAAGCCGCCCGAUCACCUACGAUGCGAUGGAAAAAUGGACAAGAAUUUGUUCAAGUUUAUACACCAAUAAGUGGUCCGAACGUACGUCUACUGGAACAGGUGGACAGGAUAUCAAAUAUAAUUCGAGAUCCAGGCGUCUAUGGCAGUCCGAUGAUUCCACAUAAACAUUCAACAACGCCAUCGUUGGAUUUCUCCUUCAACAAGGAUUAUGAGCCAGAGUUCAAGUUCUAUGAUUCUGCACUACUUGAAGCUGUAAAGCGAGACAAUGAGGAUGUUCAUAGUUUCUUUCGAUUGUUGGCACUUUGUCAUACCGUCAUGCCAGAAGAAAAAAAUGGCAGGCUGGAAUAUCAAGCACAGUCACCAGACGAGGCUGCUCUUGUAUCGGCAGCUAGAAACUUUGGUUUUGUAUUUAAAGAAAGAUCUCCAAAUAGUAUAACGAUCGAAGUUAUGGGGAAACGGGAAGUAUAUGAAUUGCUUUGCAUUCUUGACUUUAAUAACGUCAGAAAAAGAAUGUCGGUCAUUUUGAGGAAAGAUGGACAUCUUAGAUUGUAUUGCAAAGGAGCGGACAAUGUUAUUUAUGAAAGAUUGAAAAAAGGCAGCGAAGAGAUAAUGGCAAAAUCAUUGGAACAUCUUAAUAAAUUUGCGGGUGAGGGCUUGAGAACAUUGUGUCUUUCAGUCAGAGAUCUAGACGAGCAAUUUUUCAAUGAUUGGAAACAACGUCAUCAAGAAGCUGCGCUCAGUCAAGAAAACAGAGACGAUAAAUUGGAUGCUAUUUACGAGGAAAUAGAAAAGGAUAUGACCUUAUUGGGCGCUACUGCCAUUGAGGAUAAGUUACAGGAUGGUGUACCUCAAACUAUAGCCAAUUUAGGUCUUGCUGGUAUCAAGAUCUGGGUAUUAACUGGUGACAAACAAGAAACGGCUAUCAAUAUUGGUUAUUCCUGCCAGUUGUUGACAGACGAUCUUACUGACGUUUUUAUAGUAGAUGCCACUACCUAUGAUGGCGUUGAAAAUCAGUUAACACGAUAUUUGGAAACUAUCAAAACAACCUCCAGUCAUCAUAAUCGGCCAACUCUAUCCGUCGUCACAUUCAGGUGGGACAAGGAAAGCAGCGAUACUGAAUACAAUCCUAGCAGGGAUGAACAAGAUGAACACGAAAUGGAACAAGCAACUGGAUUUGCAGUAGUUAUUAAUGGUCAUUCUUUGGUUCAUGCUCUACAUCCUCAACUUGAACAACUUUUCCUUGAUGUAUCAAGCCAAUGUAAAGCUGUGAUAUGUUGUCGCGUGACACCCUUACAAAAAGCAAUGGUCGUCGAGUUAAUAAAGAAAAAUAAAAAUGCCGUAACUUUAGCGAUUGGCGAUGGAGCUAACGAUGUCUCGAUGAUAAAAACAGCUCAUAUAGGUGUUGGCAUCAGUGGUCAAGAAGGAUUGCAGGCCGUAUUAGCAUCCGAUUAUUCAAUAGGGCAGUUCAGAUUUUUGGAGAGACUGCUUCUUGUUCAUGGCAGAUGGUCGUAUUAUAGAAUGAGCAAAUUUCUUCGAUAUUUUUUUUACAAGAACUUUGCGUUUACAUUGUGCCACAUCUGGUUUGCAUUUUUCUGUGGAUUCAGUGCACAGACGGUAUUUGAUCCUAUGUACAUUUCUGUCUACAAUCUAUUUUAUACGUCAUUACCUGUAAUGGCAGUUGGUAUAUUUGAUCAAGAUGUUAACGAUAAAAAUAGUUUAAUGUAUCCGAAACUAUAUGCGCCCGGAUUACAAAAUUUACUUUUUAAUAAAAAGGAAUUUUGCUGGAGUGCAAUACAUGGUUUUUUUGCCAGUUGUGUAUUAUUUUUAGUUCCGUAUGGAACAUAUAAGGAUGGAGUAUCACCAAAGGGCUAUGUACUUUCUGAUCAUAUGUUGCUGGGAAGUGUUGUAGCCACCAUAUUAGUCAUUGUUGUGACUGUUCAAAUAGCCCUUGAUACAUCGUAUUGGACUAUUGUUAAUCAUAUUAUGGUUUGGGGCUCACUCAUUUGGUAUUUUGUUUUAGAUUAUUUCUAUAACUUCGUCAUAGGUGGUAGUUAUGUUGGCAGUCUUACAAUGGCAAUGUCUGAAGCAACAUUUUGGUUCACGGCGGUCAUUUCCUGUAUUAUAUUGGUAAUACCUGUACUCUCGUGGCGAUUUUUCUUCAUAGAUGUUAGGCCAACAUUGUCUGACAGAGUUAGACUUAAGCAGAGGUUGGCGCAACUUCGUUCUCGUCAAAGUCAAGACAUACUUCGUACACCGUCUACGAGACGAACGCGACGAUCUCUUCGUUCGGGAUACGCUUUCGCGCAUCAAGAAGGUUUUGGCAGACUCAUUACAUCCGGAAAGAUUAUGCGAAAAUUACCAAAUGGUGCAGAUUUUAAGUUUGCCAUGCCAUUUACGAACAAUACCAGCAAACAAGUUAGUGUUGCCACAACAUCACCAAAGGAUAAUGCAUCAAAAAAUUCGCACACAUUGGAUACUAUUAAUCUAUAAUCUGGACGUUAUAUUGUAAGUCUUUCCGCCGUCUACUAAAUUUCGUACGAAUUGUUUAUUAAGCUACAUAGCAGCAUCGUAUAAAAGGAUCACUCAAAUUUUGCAAACAAAUUUUUAUUUUAUCAGUCAAUAAAUUUUUUGAAUGGGAUUAUAUUAGUCCAUGAAAUUUUGUUAUGUUUACAGUCGCUUCUGAUUACACGUAACACACAGACCUUUUGUCUAAAAACAUUGCAAUAACUAAAAAUAUAUUUGCUAGCAUAUUAAAUUUAACUUUUUGUAUUGAUGCUUACAGAGAUUUAAGUAAUCGAAUUUCAUAAGACAAUAAAGUAUUAAUUGUUUGCAUAAGAAAUUUUACAUACCAACAUCUGUAGAAGAGUACUGUUUCUUUCAUCACCAAAAAUUAUUGUUAGUUAUAAAUCGUUUUAAUAAAGUGCAUUUUUUAUAAGAUCAAUUAUUAUUCUAGGCUCUUAUUCAAAUUUCUGUUCACUUAUUUUUCCAUUGCUUCUUAAUUUUCUAUUUAUUACCAGCAAAGUUUUAAUUUGAGUUUCUUUAAAUAUAAAUAGCAACAAAUAACAUUCGUUUCACGUGGUUAUUUUAUAGUACAUAAAAAAUGUUUUGGUUUUAAGUUUGGUAAUUUAAAACAAGAGCCUAGAAUAAAAUUGAUUUUAAAGUUACAGCUCAUCGAACCAUUAAUAAUGACCUUUAACCGACUUUUAAAUAGUGCACAUUAAUAAAAAUGCACAGGUUGAUUUAUGAUUAUACAUUUUUGCUUCGAAUGCGAAGAAAAGAAAAUAACAAUGUUUUAAUGGCGAUCAAAAUGUAAGAUCUGCUAUUCAUCUACUUGCUGCCUGUAACUAAUUGUUCGGUCAUUGGUUGAAAUGAAUCACUUUGCUGUUACUUGCUAACGUAUUAUUGUGAAUAGAAGUAUCAGUCUAAUAAGGUCUAUGGUAAUGGUAGACCAGUGUCAUUCUGCAUGCUACAUUUGGAAUAUGUCUAAAAAUAUACUUUCAAAUCUAGCAUUUAUGAAAACAGAUAUAGAAUUAUUGCAAAGAAUUGAAAUGUCACUUUCAAAAAUAAAUAUUCUUUAAAGAAACAUUGGCAUUAAAAUACAAUGCAAUAGUAAGGUAAAAUAUAAUUUGUAUGAUCAUGACACUCCCUGUGUACAUAUGUGUAGAGGUGUCAAAGUCAUGUAAUAUCUCUACUUGUAUUAUAUAUUGUCCUAGUAUGAACUUGGUUGCUGUAAAAACAUGUUUACAUGAUACAUUAUACAUAUACAUGUAUACAUAAGGACUAUAGUUAUGAUAAUAAUUGCCUUUAUAAAGUAAAAAUAUAAGAAACAAUUAAAAUUAUUGUAUUAUAACAUUGACUGUAAAUAUUUUAAAGAGAUAUAUAUAGAUAUAUAUAU